Caenorhabditis bovis is the source of this 1191-nucleotide messenger RNA. The record is from the annotation of a GenBank genome assembly. NCBI's taxonomy places the organism in Eukaryota, Metazoa, Nematoda, Chromadorea, Rhabditida, Rhabditidae.
AUGGAUCGAAAAUUUAACUCUGAUAACCAAUGGUUUAUUUCUCCACUUACGGAUCUUAAAGCUUUUAGAGAUGACGCAUUGCAGGCAAAUUCGGAUUUGAGGGAUUCCAUUAAAAUUGGCGACGAAUUUUGUGAGGAUCCAAAACUUUUGUUAAUGUGCACAACGGGUUGUUCGAAAGAAGAAGCUAAUGAUGUGAUAGACCAUGGCUUGAACUUGGACAAUUUUACUAACGAUCCGCCGUUUGAACAAAAGGAAUUUGAAGAAAUGAAAGAAGAGUCACGAGAUGAAUGCGACAAAUACAAUCUUAAUGUCUUGAAGUUCACCAAAAAGCGAGAUGAAUAUUGCCAAGCAUCAAGGCAAAGAAAAUCUCAAUAUAUUACAACAUUGAAGUACGACAGAAUUACUUUUAAUAUAUUGGGAGAAAGCAAGCUCUUUCGUCCUCAAACCGCGUUCAAACAGGAGUGUGAAAGCGACAUUGUGAUGAUUGUCGACGUUCUUGCUCCGUAUAAUCGAAUUUUAUCAAAAUCGGAACUUCGCAGCUCACGAUUAAUGAAACCAGAAUCAAAAUUAAUGGUCCGUGGCGAAACGCUUCUUUCAGAUUUUCGUAAAAAACUUUUCUGCCUCUGUGAUGCUGUUAUUCAGCUUGAAGACGGAAAAGAGCUUUUGGAACCGAACGUGGAAAAUUCAACUGCUGAAUUGUUUCCGUCGAGUUUUAUUUUUAUUAACGACACAUUUUAUGUUGAUCUGUCUCACGAAAAUUCAAAAGAUAUUUCAGUACCCAUUAGGGAAUUCAUGGCUAAAAAAAAGAUUUUCGAUCCAGUUGAUGCUCAAAGCAUUGAAGGCGUAAAAUUUGUUGAUCUCACUCUUCGGCUUGGUCAGCCUUAUGUAUACCAACAUUCUGGAUAUUGUGAGCAUUUAUUAAUUUUCCAUGACCUUAAACUGCUUCAUCCGUCAGAUAUACAGCCUAUUCAAGCGUAUCCAAUGUCAAUCUACAUAAGAGGUUUCGAAAGAAAGUGUGACUCUUGUCACAAAGGAUUUGUAUCGUAUGUCAUGGAAAAAAGCGAGCUUGUUCCUAUGACUUACUGUUUUAUGUGUCACGAUUGCUUUAAAGAUUUUGGAUUCAGUAAUGGGAUGAAAACGCAUUCAUUCCGCGCCUGGCCAUAUUAUGACUUGAAUAACUUGAAAGCUUAA